AUGCUCAACGAAUUGAACGAAGCAGGGAAGAGAAUAGUACGAAUAAACAGAAAGAAGACACAGUUCAUGAAGAACGCCCACUGCGAGGACGGAGAAGUACAACUUGAAGGCUCCCAAAUCGUGGAAACUCCAUCAUACGUAUACCUUGGACGUUCUAUGAACAUGGAAAACCACUUGAAGGAAGAAUUGAAUAGAAGAAUGAGAGCAGCAUGGGCAGCAUUCGUACCCGUCAGGAAAGCUACGGACCAACUGACGGACCAAAAUCUUCGUGCCUAUCUGUUCUACUCGACAGUUCUUCCAGCGCUCUGUUACGCAGCGGAGACGUGGGCAGACACCGCGGCCACGUCUAGGAAGCUACUUACCACCCACAGAGCCCUUGAGAGAUGUCUCCUGAAGUUUAACCGGCGCACACCUUCGUAG
Necator americanus (New World hookworm) is the source of this 420-nucleotide messenger RNA. RefSeq lists its product as uncharacterized. Bases 1 to 420 code for a protein of 139 amino acids. The transcript has a single exon. NCBI's taxonomy places the organism in Eukaryota, Metazoa, Nematoda, Chromadorea, Rhabditida, Ancylostomatidae. The record is from RefSeq and is a predicted model, not a curated record.